AUGGCAGGAGCAUCAUUAGCAGGAACAGCAUUGACUGAUAAGGACGGAGAAUUUCGUAGAAAGGCAUCACAAUUUAGAAAUUGGAUUACCAAAGAUGGAGAAUUUCAACCUGAAAAAGGUAGAUAUCAUUUAUACGUUUCUUAUGCUUGUCCUUGGGCUCACAGAGCUUUGAUCACAAGAAAUUUACAAAAAUUACAUGAUUACAUUGAUGUUUCAGUAGUUCAUUUUCAUUUAGAUGAUAAUGGAUGGAGAUUUAUUACUGAAGCUAAAGAUGAUGACAGCGAAGGUACCAUUGAUCAUGUUUAUCAUCUUGAUAGAUUAAGCAAACUUUAUUCAAAGGCAAACCCUGAUUAUGAAGGAAGAUGGACUGUUCCAGUCUUAUGGGAUAAGAAAAAGGAAACUAUCGUUAGUAAUGAAAGUGCAGAAAUUAUCAGGAUGUUGGGAGAAUUCGAAGUUUUAACUGGUCACAAAGUUGAUUUGUAUCCUGAAGAAUUGAAAAGUGAGAUCGAUGAAUUAAAUGCCUGGGUUUAUGACAACAUCAAUAAUGGUGUCUAUAAAUCAGGUUUCGCUACUAGUCAAACUGCUUAUGAAUCGAAUGUGGUAAAUGUUUUCAAAUAUUUAGACAAAGCAGAAAAUAUCUUGAAAGACAAGUAUGAAGGUAAAGAUGAUAAGUUCUAUUAUUUGAUUGGGAACCAUUUGACUGAAGCUGAUAUUAGAUUAUUCACCACUAUCAUCAGAUUUGAUCCAGUUUAUCAUCAACAUUUCAAAUGUAAUAUUAAAAUGAUUAGACAUGAUUAUCCUUUUAUUAAUACUUGGAUGAAGAAGUUAUAUUGGCAAAAUGAAGCUUUCAAAUCAACCACUGACUUUGAUCACAUCAAGAAACAUUAUACCACAUCUCAUCAUUCAAUUAACCCUUAUGGUAUUGUUCCAUUAGGUCCAAUUCCAAACAUUCUCCCAUUGUAA
This is a messenger RNA of Yamadazyma jaroonii, 963 nucleotides long. The record is from the annotation of a GenBank genome assembly. NCBI's taxonomy places the organism in Eukaryota, Fungi, Ascomycota, Pichiomycetes, Serinales, Debaryomycetaceae.